GCGGUGAGAAGUAUGCGAAUCGAUGAGAAGAGACGAAUCUACCUAUUUUUUAACCUCAGAGAAAAGUGUCAUGUUCCUGACAUCAAUUCGUAUUUUACGAAUUCUAUUUAUGAAUUCGUCGGUUAUGCUUUGGCAUCUAUGAAUUCGUAAAUAGAAUUCGUAAAUUCGCAUUUUAUCGUAUUUUUGCCAAUUUACGAAUUCGUACACGACUUCUUGGGGACCAAAAUGAUCAUUUCACGAAUUCGUCGAUGGUCGACCAAUUCGAUUUACGAAUUCGAAGGUACCGGAAAUUCCUUUCUUACGAAUUCACCCUAAUUUACGAAUUGGCAAAAGGAAGAAAAGAGGCAAUUUUUUGGUUCGUUUUUGAUCAUUUUUGUUAGUUCGCAUCACUUCGCAUUGAAUUACGAAUUCGCAAAACAACGAUAAAAUGCGAAUUGUUGCAUCGUUUUUGCACCCAAAAAUUGCGAUUCGUCAAUUCGUCUUUAAACACUUUGUCCACACUAAUGUUUUGAAUUUGACAAAGGGUUUAUAUGUUUACUUAGUUUCUACGAUCUGAUAUUGGUGCACACUAUUUAACUGAAUCACAUCAAGCAUGUUUACUGUCCAAUCUUGCACAAAGCAUGAAACUAAAUCAGUCAUUCUCUAGUAGAACUAAUACGGCUGUCACAAAUAGUACUUCUGAUCUGUUUAAUUUACCAUCAUUAAUAUCAGCUGGCGAUACUACUUCUCCAUUGACAAAGUCAGUUAUAAACUACUUUUACUCUCAACGUCAACGGUUUUACGAGACAUUGACAACUGUAACAAGAAAUAUUCAACUAUUAAAAGACGACUCAAUUCGUUUAAGUGCUGAAUCGUUACGCCAACAGCAUUUAUCACAGAAGUCUCAAAACGACAUCAAUUUAAUUAAACAAUCAAAAGCUGAAAUAGACUCAUAUAUUGCGGGUUUUAAAUUUAACCAGGAUAUCUUACUACAAGAAUCAGCAAGCGUAAAACAAAAAGGGGAAAAUUUACGACAGACCAGCUACGAUGGAACUCUUAUAUGGAAAAUUUCUAAUGUUGCAGAGAAAAUGGCUGAUGCGGAAUUGGAACGACAAACAUCUAUUUAUUCACCGACAUUCUACUCAUCUCCAACUGGGUACAAAAUGCGUAUUCGCCUUUACUUACAAGGAGACGAGAAUGCUCGUAGAACACACAUGUCUCUCUCUUUUCUUAUUAUGCGCGGUCGAUUCGAUACAAUUCUGAGAUGGCCUUUUGAUUUUACAGUGGGAUUUUGUCUGUACGAUCAAUCUGGACAACAACGACACAUUAUUAAUUCGUUCAGACCCGAUACAAAAUCAGACAGUUUUCAACGACCAAAAAACGAAAUGAAUAUUGACUCGGGAAUAUCGAAAUUUUUUCCAUUACCGAUGACUUUACACGAUCAUAAUAGCUAUAUCAAAGAUGAUACUAUGUACAUUAAGUGUUUAAUUGAUUUUGGUGAUAUAUCGAAAAUAAUUCUUCCUUAUGCGCUUAGCUUAAACCCUGCAUUACCUCAUCAUAUUCAACAUCUUAUCAUACAACCUCAACAACAGUCCAUAUCACCCACGAAUCCUGCUAACUACAACAACAAUGAUCAGAAUUACAAUCGAUUCGCCAACGAUACAAAUACUACUCACAAUACUAACAGUAUUCAAUCGUAUGCAAUUACAACUGACAACAAUGAUAAUAACAUGUUACGAACUUCUCGAGAGGCAAUGAAUGGUGAGAAAUAUCAGCAAAAUGAAGAUCCAAAUCUUGAACAUAUUUUAGGUAUACCAUAUGCACCAUUGAUCUCACUUCAUCCUGAUGAUACACUUACCCUCACGACAAUACUAAAUUCACCUUCUAAUGAGAACUCUGACAACGACGAGGAAAUGUAA
This is a messenger RNA of Didymodactylos carnosus, 1898 nucleotides long. NCBI's taxonomy places the organism in Eukaryota, Metazoa, Rotifera, Eurotatoria, Philodinida, Philodinidae. The record is from the annotation of a GenBank genome assembly.